Molecule: messenger RNA, 1492 nt
Organism: Pungitius pungitius (ninespine stickleback)
Lineage: Eukaryota; Metazoa; Chordata; Actinopteri; Perciformes; Gasterosteidae
Exons: 5
Coding region: 196-810 (204 amino acids)
Source: RefSeq, a predicted model, not a curated record
AGUGACGGUUGAGUGUGAAGUUUUUAAAGUCACGAGGCCCCCAGGGUAACAAAUACUAUGGUUAGCUCACAGCUAACAUUUAACCACAAACCUUCCCUUUUCCUGUUCAAUCAAGAGCUCGGCAUGAGAAUGAGCUUCUUGAGUGUUUAUUGUGCUGUGAAGGACUGUCAGGUUCUCCGCUGAUAUCAUCACAAGAUGAACAUCUUCAUCAUCUUCACUAUUCCCCUCGGCUGCAUCCUCCACCGGAGCCACGGUUUUAAGGUGAUUCAACCUCAGUAUCGCAGCGUAAACCCAGACGGGUCGGCCUCGAUCAGCUGUGAACACACGGCCAACGCCAGCUCCGUCGAAGAUGUUCGACUCAGCGCCUUGUCAGUCACAAACAAAGCUAGUCUGCUGUGCCAGAAGGGGAGGACGGACUGCGAGAACAUCGCCAUGCUCCGAGCGAGUCCCCAGAAAUGGCUCUUCAUCCUGCUCAACAUCGGGCCGGAGGCCAUGGCCGUGAAAUAUCAGUGUGUGUUCACAGUGAAGAAAGACAACCUCGACCUCACCAGGACGGGAACGCCCACCCAACUGCUGCCGAGUCAAAAGGAAGCGGCCUGCUUGAAUCAGCCUUCACCUUCUUCUCCUCCUCCGUCUCCUCCGUCUCUUGAGACCUUCUGGAUUGCGAUUGGCCUGCUGGCUCUGAUGUUCCUGUACAGCUGUGUCAUCACCUCCUUCUACAUCAGACUCAGGUGCAGCAAGGAUGAAGCCGGGAACUCCACCUACGUAGAAAUGAGGAAAGCUCCUCGGCCAAGGAAUCCACCUCUGUGACUCCUCUUGGUCCGCCACCGGCCUCGUGCUCAAUGCAAUGAGAGCGGGAACAGGUACAUGGAAUACGCUCGAAAUGCACACAUUUCUCCAUUUGAGCAGAUAAAAACAAAACAAAUCAAAUCCAUCUUUUCCAGCUUUUGCAUUAGAAAAUGUUCGUUCAUUCAGAGGUCAAAUUUUAAUCCAAUUUUGCUUGUGCUAUACGUUUCUUGGUAUAGAUGACGCAUUAGGCCAUCUUUAAACAUAUGGAGUUAUACUUAAAGAGGAUUAACAAUGCCUGGAAAUCUUAAUUCAGAAUGAAAUGAAUCAUAAAUCUUUGUACAACUUUAAAGAGGACUUGUUGUGUAGUUGUUGGACUUGUCAGAGGAGGUUGCAUCAUAUGUUGACGAGUGAAAUUCUUUGUCUCCUCAUAGAGUUUGCAUCAUGUGUUUAAUUUAGAUCAUGUGUUGACAUUGGAAGAUGUAUGAUGACUGGAACGAUCCCUCUGACAAUAAACAGUUUGCAAUCAUCUGACAUAGAUACAAGGAGGUGUGAAUCCUUAAUGAGAGCGAUUCACAAGAGAGCGAUGACACAAUGUUGAUGUUUGUUGUGUAGUCGAGUCUCACGGGCUUGAGUCCGUCAACGUGUGUGUGUGUGUGUUUGACAAUGUGUGUGAACGAGAGGGAUGGAGAGAAACGGACAGUGU